CAAUGAUUGUGAAAUAUGACAAUUACUUCUUUUAGGCUUGGAUGAUAAACUUCCACAACGCUCUGUAGGUGAACAGUAUCCAGGUUAUGAUAAAUUUCGUAAAACUGGUGCUCCUGUGCCUCUACCAGAUAAACCUCGCAUUCUUCGUAUGACAGAUCACAACCUCACCUUAGCUUGGAAGCCAUCACUACCUGCUUCACCUAGAGUGCCUGUGACCUAUGGCAUUGAAAUGAGUAAAUAUCCAGAUGGAGAAUGGAAACCUUAUAAGUCAGGAAUCAAAGACUCAAGCUGUGAUAUAAGAGGUUUGGUGCCAUGCCAGGAUUAUCGUUUUCGUAUACGUGUUGAAAAUAAAUACGGCACAAGUGAUUCUUCACCUUAUGUAACAGCACAUCGCAGCAAACUUGAACCACUAAUACCUGCUGAUUUCAAACCUAAAGACUUUAAAAUUGAACAUCCUCCAUUGGAAAAGUAUGCUGCUCCACCAAAAUUUCUUCGUAAAGAAGAAGAGAUAAUGUAUGGUAUCCGAGGUCAUCCUGUCACUAUUGAAUUUUGGAUUUAUGGCUACCCUGAACCCAAAAUUACUUGGUAUUUUAAUAACCAAAAGAUCGAGUUUCCUGGAAGUAAAUAUGACAGCCUUCAAGACAGAAAUGGUCAGAUAUGUUUAUUUUUAAAUAAAAUGACUGAAGCUGAUGAAGGAACAUUCAUGUGUCAUGCUGUUAAUGAACAUGGUGACACGAGGCAGAAGAUAAGACUAUUGUUGGCAGAGCCGCCUUCCUUCUACAAACGACUAAAUGAAACUACUAUUAUGUUAAGACGUAGUGGGCGCUUAGAGUGUCAGGUCACUGGAAUACCCUAUCCAGCAGUCAGGUGGUUCAAGGAUUGGCAUCCUCUCUAUGAAUCAAGUCGUAUAAAAAUUUUCACUGAAGAGCCUGACAAAUGUGUCAUGUAUCUCAGUGGAUCCAUUCUGAAAGAUUCUGGACUUUAUUCUGUUACAGUGUCAAAUAUUGCUGGAUCUGCCUCUUGCUCUGCAACUUUGUCUGUAGAAGAAACAGAAGCAGACUAUGAUAUUCUAACAUAUAGUCAUCCUCAUAUUGUGAAACCAAAGAUUAAACCAUUUGAGGACUAUUAUGACAUUGGAGAUGAGCUUGGCAGAGGUACACAAGGUAUUGUGUACCAUUCAGUAGAACGGGUUUCAGGGAAGAGCUACGCUGCCAAAAUGAUGCACGGUAAAGGGAAACUACGAGACUUUAUGGACACUGAACUUGACAUAAUGAAUCAGUUAUGUCAUCCAAGAUUGGUGCGGUUAUUUGAUGCUUUUGAAACCAAAUCCUCACUUACUCUUGUUACUGAUCUCUGUGGAGGUGGUGAAUUGUUAGACAACAUUUUGAAGCAUGGAAAACUCACAGAAAAAGAGGUAGCUCAUUACAUCCGUCAAGUCUUAGAAGGAUUGGAACACAUGCAUAGCAAGAAUAUUGCCCAUCUUGGCCUUACAAUAGGGGAUAUUCUUGUGACACGAGUCAAUGGUGAUAUAAUUAAAAUUGGGGAUUUUGGACUAGCUCAGCAUCUGCAUCGUGAAAAGGAAAACUUUUUGGACUAUGGCCAUCCAGAGUUUGUUGCUCCUGAGAUUGUUAAUAAAGAACCAGCAACUUUAGCUGCAGACAUUUGGAGUGUUGGUGUAAUUACAUUAUUUGCUGUUAAAUUGUAUUUGAUAUUUAGGCUUAGUGGUAUUUCACCAUUUCUGGGAGAGAAUGAUCGGGAAACAUUAAAGCGAGUACAAACUGGUAAGAUUACUUUCUUUGAAGAUGCGUUUGCUGCGGUGUCUGACGAUGCUCGAGAUUUCAUCUCAAGACUUUUGGUGUUUUCUCCAAGUGGACGUAUAGAUGUAAAAACAGCAUUAGAACAUCCAUGGUUAAAGUUUGCAGAUACAAUUCACAGAGAGGGUCAACCACUGAGUGUAAUAGACAGGCUGCACGAGUACUACAAAAAGUGGAAAAGCUGGUAUGCAAAUGCUUCAUGUAAACGAUUUUACCGGCGGCGACCUCUGGAGUCUUGUUAUACACACCCAAGUAAAAUGAUCUAUCCACCUGAUGAACUAUACACACCACCCAGUAGUCCUGAACCAGAACUUAACCGAACUCCUGUUAAACCAGCAGUAUUUGAUGACACCUUUCAGCAAAAGAUCAGUCGAGAACCCAUUGAUGUGAGAUCUGAAAGUCACUACCAGAAUGGUCCAGACACUUACUUGCUCCAGUAUCGAGAUACUGAUUUCCCACUCAGGGUGCGACAAUAUCUUCGUGUAGGUGCUCAUCACAGUCCUAGUCUGGCUGCCAGUCUCAAGGAAUCACAUUGGGGAGAUACCAAUGUUGCUGUCAGAGAACGACGAAGGUUCCUCGACGUUUGGGAUGAAGAAAUGGACGAUGAAAAGAAAGGAGUAGCCACAAGAACUAAACCAAUGCGUCUCCAUCAUGAAUUAAGCUCACUUGGUUAUGCACAUGAACAACUAGAAACUUUGAAGAAUGAGGCAUGGAAAGACAAAGGCAAAACACGAGAAACUUUAAUUGGUAUGGAGCCUUAUUUCCGUGAGAAGAUCAAAGAUGUAGUAAUACAAGAAAAUGAUGAAAUUGUUUUUAGCUGUUAUGCCAUUGGAGAUCCAGCUCCUUCAUACACCUGGUUUAGAAAUGAUGGCAUUUUAAUAGAAAGUGGUCGUAUAAUGGUAUGUAUUAACAAUGAAGUUCUUAUAUCAAACUAAGCAAAGUAAUGUGUAUGAGAAUUCUGCUUUCACUACUGUUGUUUAGAAGAAUUAGAUAGAGACAAGUGUCAAAUUUUUCUAAGAAAUCAGUUAGAGAACACUUGUAGAAUUCUCCAUAUAAGCAGCUAUUAUGCAUUUCUGUGGAAAUUUU
Messenger RNA from Limulus polyphemus (Atlantic horseshoe crab), 2900 nucleotides. RefSeq names its product obscurin-like. The transcript has 18 exons. NCBI's taxonomy places the organism in Eukaryota, Metazoa, Arthropoda, Merostomata, Xiphosura, Limulidae. The record is from RefSeq and is a predicted model, not a curated record. Gene Ontology annotation, biological process: protein phosphorylation. Bases 149 to 2749 code for a protein of 866 amino acids. Gene Ontology annotation, molecular function: protein kinase activity; protein binding; ATP binding.